Molecule: messenger RNA, 5284 nt
Organism: Parus major (Great Tit)
Lineage: Eukaryota; Metazoa; Chordata; Aves; Passeriformes; Paridae
Gene: GRIK3
Product: glutamate ionotropic receptor kainate type subunit 3
Exons: 16
Coding region: 354-3113 (919 amino acids)
Biological process (GO): synaptic transmission, glutamatergic; monoatomic ion transport; modulation of chemical synaptic transmission
Cellular component (GO): plasma membrane; presynaptic membrane; postsynaptic membrane
Molecular function (GO): kainate selective glutamate receptor activity; transmitter-gated monoatomic ion channel activity involved in regulation of postsynaptic membrane potential
Source: RefSeq, a predicted model, not a curated record
AGGAGGGGACAGAGCCGCUCCUGGGGCGCACCGGCAGCCCCGGCUCUGCAGGUGCCGCCCGACCGGCACCGGCACCGUACGGCUCGGCCCGGAGGGGAACGGCCCGGAGGGGAACGGCCCGGAGGGGAAAGGCCCGGCUCGGCUCGGCUCGGCUCGGCUCGGCUCGGCGCGGAAGGGAGCGGCGGGAGCUGUGGCUGCCGCGGGACGGGCCGGAGCGGCCGCUCUAAGAUGUGCCAUGAGCCGCUCGGCCCCGGCGCCGAGCGGCCGCUCCGCCUGAGUCCCGGGCAGCAGCCGCCCGAGUCCCCGCUGCCCCUGGGGCCCUAGGGCCGCGCCGGCCCGCGCCCUCCCCAACGAUGCCCCAUCUCUGGCCGGCGCUCCGCCGCGUCCUCUGGGAAUACUGGGCAGCGCUCCUGGUCGGCGGCUUCUGGGGACAGAGUUCGCACGGGAUGCCGCAUGUCAUCCGGAUCGGGGGAAUCUUUGAGUACGCAGAUGGCCCCAACACGCAGGUGAUGAGUGCUGAGGAACAAGCCUUCCGCUUCUCCGCCAACAUCAUUAACAGGAACAGAACUUUGUUGCCCAACACAACCCUAACCUAUGACAUCCAGAGGAUACACUUCCAUGACAGCUUUGAAGCAACUAAGAAAGCCUGUGACCAGCUCGCUCUGGGGGUUGUUGCAAUAUUUGGACCUUCCCAAGGCUCUUGCACCAACGCUGUCCAGUCUAUCUGCAAUGCCCUGGAAGUCCCCCACAUACAGCUCCGAUGGAAACAUCACCCUUUGGAUAACAAGGACACUUUCUAUGUCAACUUGUAUCCUGACUAUGCUUCCCUGAGCCAUGCUAUCCUGGACCUCGUGCAGUACCUGAAGUGGAGGUCAGCCACAGUGGUGUACGAUGACAGCACAGGCCUCAUACGGCUGCAGGAGCUCAUCAUGGCCCCGUCUCGCUACAACAUCCGCCUGAAGAUCCGCCAGCUCCCGCUGGACACCGAUGAUGCCCGGCCGCUACUCAAGGAGAUGAAGCGGGGCAGGGAAUUUCGCAUCAUCUUUGACUGCAGCCACCUGAUGGCAGCUCAGAUCCUCAAGCAGGCUAUGGCAAUGGGGAUGAUGACAGAAUAUUACCACUUCAUCUUCACCACUCUGGAUCUUUAUGCAUUAGACCUAGAACCAUACCGCUACUCUGGGGUGAACCUGACCGGCUUCCGGAUCCUCAACGUGGAGAACCCACACGUGUCCUCCAUCAUUGAGAAGUGGUCCAUGGAGCGGCUGCAGUCAGCACCCAAGGCAGAGCUGGGGCUCCUUGAUGGUGUGAUGAUGACAGACGCUGCCCUGUUGUACGACGCAGUGCACGUGGUGUCCGUGUGCUACCAGCGUGCGCCGCAGAUGACUGUGAACUCCCUGCAGUGCCACCGCCACAAGGCCUGGAGGUUCGGCGGCCGCUUCAUGAACUUCAUUAAAGAGGCCCAGUGGGAAGGAUUAACAGGACGCAUUGUCUUUAAUAAAACCAGUGGUUUACGGACGGAUUUUGAUUUGGAUAUCAUCAGUCUCAAAGAAGAUGGUCUUGAAAAGGUUGGAGCAUGGAGCCCCUCUGAUGGUUUGAACAUCACAGAAAUCUCCAAAGGACGAGGGCCCAACGUCACGGACUCGCUGAGCAACAGAUCUCUGAUUGUCACCACCGUGCUGGAGGAGCCCUUUGUCAUGUUCCGUAAGUCCGACACCGCCCUGUUUGGGAAUGACCGCUUUGAGGGCUACUGCAUAGACCUCCUGAAGGAGCUGGCCAUCAUCCUGGGCUUCUCCUACGAGAUCCGUCUGGUGGAGGACGGCAAAUACGGGGCACAGGAUGAGAAGGGGCAGUGGAAUGGCAUGAUCAAGGAGCUCAUCGACCAUAAAGCUGACCUGGCUGUGGCUCCUCUGACCAUCACUCAUGUCCGAGAGAAAGCCAUCGACUUCUCCAAGCCCUUCAUGACCCUGGGGGUCAGCAUCCUGUACAGGAAGCCCAACGGGACCAACCCCAGCGUGUUCUCCUUCCUCAACCCUCUCUCUCCCGACAUCUGGAUGUACAUUCUCCUCGCCUAUCUGGGGGUCAGCUGUGUGCUCUUUGUCAUAGCCAGGUUCAGCCCCUAUGAGUGGUACGAUGCCCACCCCUGCAACCCGGGCUCGGACAUUGUGGAGAACAACUUCACCCUCUUGAACAGCUUCUGGUUUGGGAUGGGAGCGCUGAUGCAGCAAGGCUCGGAGCUGAUGCCCAAAGCCCUGUCUACACGGAUCAUUGGUGGCAUAUGGUGGUUCUUCACCCUAAUUAUCAUCUCGUCCUACACGGCCAACCUUGCGGCCUUCCUGACAGUGGAGAGGAUGGAAUCUCCCAUCGACUCGGCAGAUGACUUGGCAAAGCAGACAAAAAUAGAGUAUGGAGCAGUGAAGGAUGGAGCUACCAUGACCUUCUUCAAGAAAUCAAAAAUUUCCACAUUUGAGAAAAUGUGGGCUUUCAUGAGCAGCAAACCCACAGCACUGGUUAAAAACAAUGAGGAGGGGAUCCAGAGAACCCUGACGGCUGAUUACGCACUGCUGAUGGAGUCCACCACCAUCGAGUACAUCACCCAGAGGAACUGCAACCUCACCCAGAUCGGGGGGCUCAUCGACACCAAAGGCUAUGGGAUUGGGACGCCCAUGGGGUCACCGUACAGGGACAAGAUCACCAUCGCCAUCCUGCAGCUCCAGGAGGAGGACAAGCUCCACGUCAUGAAGGAGAAGUGGUGGCGGGGGAAUGGCUGCCCUGAGGAUGAGAACAAGGAGGCCAGUGCCCUGGGCAUCCAGAACAUUGGAGGGAUAUUCAUUGUCCUGGCAGCAGGCCUGGUGCUGUCCGUCUUUGUGGCCAUGGUGGAAUUCAUCUACAAGCUGCGCAAAACGGCGGAGCGCGAGCAGCGCUCCUUCUGCAGCGCCAUGGCUGACGAGAUCCGGCUGUCGCUCACCUGCCAGCGCCGGGUCAAGCACAAGCCCCAGCCCCCCGUAAUGGUGAAGACAGAUGCAGUGAUCAACAUGCACACCUUCAAUGACCGACGGCUGCCCGGCAAGGACAACAUGACCUGCAACACUGGAUUGGCACCUGUGUUUCCCUAGGGAAUGGCAAUGGGGGGGGUGGGAGGGAAGGAAUUGCGGCAGACAAGGCUGGAUGCACCCUUAACUAGGGAAGGAUGGAUUAAACAAAUGAGGAAAAAAAAAAAAAAAAAAAGAAAAAAAAAAAAGCCUGGUUUGUUCAUUUCAAGAACAAGGCCUUUACAACCCAGCUGAAUCCAUCACCGCAGUGGAGCCAGAACUUCCAACCAUGGACAGUAAUGUGGGUCUUGGGGCUUUUUGCAUUUGUUUUGUUACUUUUCAUUCUUUUUUUUUUAAUGCUUCGAUCCUCCAGGCCUCAUGGAAUCCAACCACAGGAGUCUGAUGUUUACACACCGAAAACACGCGGAGGUGAAGCAGAAUUGAGCCAACCCCAAGCGGUUGAGGAGGAGCCCCAAGUGUGGCUCCAUCAGCAAGGCAAUAAACAGGAACACUGGGUCAGGUGUGAGCACCUGAUCCACACCGACACACAGAGCACAUUUCGGAUACACUGCCUGGAAAAGGUACCUGGGAAGCAGCGGGACGGUUGAGGCCAUGCCUGUCCUCAGAGCAGCUCGUGGUGGCCCCCACUCGCGGCUGUGCUGGCUGCAGCCAUGCGGAGCGCGAUGUCCAUGUGGGAGUGCAGUGGCAGAAGGUGACACACGUUCCUCAGCAGAUCCAGGGCACUGGGAAGGGGAAGGUGAGUCUGAAAUGGAGCCAAGCUGCGGGCCAGGAAGGGCACAGCAUGACAUGCACAGAAUCUUCUGCACCUCUGAGUGACAGCACCCACACUCCCCGUGCCAAGCCCCAGCCUGAGCCCCAAGGGUGAUCUCCAGGUCCUCAGCUCUGUCUCUGCUCUUCCUGCAAAGCUCAGUCUCUCCUGCAGUGAAGCAUGGGAAGCAACCGGGUCCACAGGCUCCAGCAGGAGCAAAGCUUCUUCCAAGAGCCAGAAGUACCAAUCUCCAUGAAAUUCAGCAGUGCUGAACUGCAACUCCACACUGGGAAGGGACUGUGGGCCUGGUUUAGGACUAAGUGCUCUCAAUGGCAUCAAGGACCUGAAGGAUUAAUCUCAGCCAGGGCUGACCUGAGAGGAGCAAAGCCAAGUCUGCUCUGACCACAAACUACCACCCCUCAGGCAGCCUCUCUGUGGGAUUUAAGCAAACACACACUAAAAUGUUUUGAGGAAAUCUUCCAUGAAUUGUCUUCUUAUUUUCAGGUUGCUUAACCCAGAAAGUUGGUCCUGCAGAUGAAUUUAGGCAGAAUUACCAAAGAACCCUCUGCUGACCUAAGGUAACUUGAGUAACGUCCCUCAGCUCCAUCCCUGCCAGGGGACCUGCAGGCAGCCAGAGGAACAUUGUGGAUUCAGUCAUAAAAUUAAAUAAAUGGAAAUUUCUCCACCCGCUGUAGCCCAUAAUGUCACAUAUGUGAUGCAAAGGUGCAUAAAAGCUCUGAUUUAAACACCGGUGGUGUAGAAAACAGCAACUCCCAUCCCCUGCAGGGGGAGGAGGGACAGGACCCCACCUGUGCCCACCUGUGUGGAUGGGGCAGAGAUGGAGCAGGCAGUGCCCAGGCUCUGCAGCCCUAGCCUCACUCUGCACCAUGUGCUGAGGCCACCACACCAAACGGCCACUGAACUGACCCCAUUCACCCUCCUGAGCUGCACGGCCAUGCUAGAAAGGUUAUCCUCGCCCAAAGGAACAAACCUGUAUCUAGCUGAUUUCAGGUUUUUCCCCACCUAUUCCUCCCCAUGCUCAGUCAGGAAGGCUGUCUCGAGCUGAGCAGAAUUAGCAGAUUAGCUCAGGGGUGAAGAGCUGCUCCCCCACCCCAUCACGGAACACAGUUUGUCCUUAUUUUGCUUUUUCCAUGAUGUACAGAAACAACAGAGAGACCCCAAACAAAAUCAGGUGAUUUGUCACACUUUGACUCAAGCAAAGAUAUGCAAGGAAUUUACAUUCAUUUUCACCUUUUCACAGAAACCAUGAAAAAUUAGGGAUGAAAGCUGCCAAUGCAAUGGGCAUCAGAUUCUUAAUAAUUUGCUGCCCAAAUACCUUGAGCAAAGGACAGACUGAAGUGUGGGGCAGCUUCCCAAAGCCAAUGACAUGCUUUCUGUAUUCCUUUGCAAAUCCUUAGGCUUGUUAGAGUAGUAGGUUUUGUUUUCCUUGCAGAUUUCUAAGCUCUAAAAAAAAAAAAAAAGCAGA